Messenger RNA from Debaryomyces fabryi, 2475 nucleotides. It is a transcript of the gene MUB1, whose product is annotated as Mub1p. Gene Ontology annotation, biological process: establishment or maintenance of cell polarity; ubiquitin-dependent protein catabolic process. The record is from RefSeq and is a predicted model, not a curated record. Gene Ontology annotation, cellular component: MUB1-RAD6-UBR2 ubiquitin ligase complex. The coding region runs from base 1 to 2475 and encodes 824 amino acids. Lineage: Eukaryota; Fungi; Ascomycota; Pichiomycetes; Serinales; Debaryomycetaceae. The transcript has a single exon.
AUGCGUGAUUCCAAUUAUAAAUCAGUAUCCAAUAACAAAGCAGCGGUUACCAUAACGACUAGUCUUUAUGACCGAAGAGCGUUGGAUGUGACGUCGGAUAAGCCUUUGGUCAAUUCCUUGAACCAUUUGACUUAUUUGGUAUCGUCUCUGGCCAAAGUGAGAGAAACAUUGUCUGUUGACGGGGGUAUAGAAAGACUUAUUGAAAUUUUGCAUGAGUGUCAUAACCUGACUUUUAACUUGAACGACAAUAUUUUCAACAGCGAGAAGAAGCUAUUAACUGCAUGGAAAUGGACAUUAGCAUUUCAAUGUUUGGUGUUGAUCGGUACAAGAGGAACAGAAAAAAUAAGACAAGGGUUAGUGAAGGCGGGCAUUUUACCUAUAAUCGCGACCGUUUUAGAUAACUAUCUAACUCUUCACGAAAGAACUUUCAUUCAUGCAAAUUCUAGACAAUCGGCAUCUUCAAAUGAUCUGCAGUCGCAGAACCCAACUCAACAGGCACAAACUAGCCAGCAGAGGCAACAAAUGCACCAAAUAAUGCAGACACAACAAAAUAAUGAUAUUGCACCCACUUCUGUUUUUGAUAACACUGUCUCUCCAUUAGCGACUGCUCCUGGUACUGCUGAUGGAAAUGACUCGUUUGUUGUCUUUAAUAGCACAAAUAAUAAUAACAAUCUUUUUGCAGGUGAUCUUCCCAGCCUUGAUCAAGAAACGAACAACGAUACAAACAAUAUCCUUGAUCAACUAGAUUCUUUUGCACAAGUACCAAUGUCUAUGUCAAAUGCACCUACACCGACUGCUGGAGCAAUUGAGACUAAUUCGAUCAACAAUCCAAACCAAUCAACAACUUUUUUCAACAACAUACAUUCUUAUAAUUUGACCAGUGAUGAUUAUGAUAAUCUAACUGUAGAUCAAUUGUUUAAGUUAAUACGUGUUCAUAAUUCUACUGCAACCAACAAAAUUAAUGAGACCUCAGUAAACAAUGAUUUACGAAGAAGGUAUUUAAUUAUCAAUAUAAUAAAGAAAUUAAGAGAAGAAAAGGAAGGAGAUAUUUUAGACGAUAGGUUUAUUGACGACUGUGAUUAUGAUAUGGAUAAUAGUUUACAAUUUUUGUCUGAUAUGUAUUUGCAGGAUGACAAAGCCACCCAAUUAGUUACUUUAACUAACUCUAAAAUUUCACCUCGAAACUUUACGGAGACGGGUGUAGUUAUUCCAAGAGAUGAUGAUAUUGUAUGGUCUUUACAGUUAUUGGCAUAUAUUUCGAAAUACCCGUACCUUAAAGAUGUGCUACAAAAUACACACCUUGUGAUUGACAUGAGUAUCAGGGAUAAGCAAUUGAAGCUAUAUAUUGAAAAGCAAUUGAAGUCUAAGUUAAAAAAGACAUUAGCACUUAAUUCUCGGCCAACAAUUAGACCUAAAUCAAGAAAGAACAAGGCACACUCACAAAACAAGGAUUCUGAUAUCGAAAGAUUCAAUCCUUCAGCUUCGAAUUCUCCACAGAUGCUAAAUGAUUUCAAUUCAAUUCAGAGCGAUGACUUGAUCCUCAGAGAUAAAUUUGAACUCUCAAAAGGAGAUGAAGAUAAAGAAAUUAAUAUCACAGAAAGCGCAGAAACUGAUGACUUCGAAGAUGAUGAAGAUGAUGAAGAAGAUGAUGAUAAUAAUAACAAUAAUGAUAACGUAAAUGAUAAAUUAAGAAGCCUGAUUUCUGAAGAUGACUGCGAAGAUGAACAUUACAUAGCCAAAUUAACCAAGGGAAAUGACAGCGUUGAGUAUCUUGGUCACCUAAGUCAUUUGUAUGGGUCUAUUUUAGAUGCUGAAUCGAUAAUAAAUGAUUUGGACCGAGAAAUAGCGUUAUUUUACAUUAGUGAAAGGAUUAAUCGAUAUAUUGAAGUUGAGUGCAAAAGUUUAAGUGAUACAAUCACUUCGAAACGACUUGAGCAGAAACUGUAUUUGACUUCCAAAUGGAAUUAUGAUACCUAUGAUAACUUUGAUAUUGAUGAUGAUUCUAAUUGCCAAAAGGAUUCAGAUUAUGAUGAAUCACUAGUUGAAUAUAAGAAGGUGAAUUUAUUCCCUAUGGUUGAAAAAUUUACAUUUUUGUCUGGUACAGAUAUGUAUUAUUGGUCAGGGGUCAUAAUGAGGAAUUCUUGUAGGAGAAGUGAAAUUAGGGGUGGUGUUAGGCAAUGCGGUAAUCUUGAAUGUGGUAAAUGGGAAAAAUACCCUAGAGAGUUUCUGAAAUGUCGAAGAUGUAAAAGAACUAAGUAUUGUUCGCGUGAAUGUCAAAUGCGAGCCUGGCAUUGCCAUAGAAAUUGGUGCAUACCAAGCAACUCAAGCUCUGGAAGUUCAAUUACUACAGGUACUAACAAUGUCAACACUUCUAGUCUGCAUGCAAAUAUAAAUCCAAAUGCCACUAGUAAUGAUGACCCCGGUUCUAUUCCGAAUACCCAGCAAUCUUCGUCACAAUCUCAAGAAGAAAGCUAA